This is a messenger RNA of Pollicipes pollicipes, 3324 nucleotides long. Its product is annotated as ubiquitin-conjugating enzyme E2 H. Bases 100 to 657 code for a protein of 185 amino acids. NCBI's taxonomy places the organism in Eukaryota, Metazoa, Arthropoda, Thecostraca, Pollicipedomorpha, Pollicipedidae. The record is from RefSeq and is a predicted model, not a curated record. The transcript is spliced from 5 exons.
AUGGUGUCAGUUUCGACUCGUUUCUUUAUGCUGUGGAUGGGGCUGGCAGCCUCCAACAAAUUUUGCUGAUUUUGGCGAGUGGAGACCUCGUUUUUCAAAAUGUCUUCUCCUAGCGCUGGAAAGAAGAGGAUGGACACAGACGUGAUCAAAUUAAUUGAAAGCAAGCAUGAAGUUACAAUAAUGGGAGGACUGAAUGAGUUCUGUGUCAAAUUCUAUGGACCAAAAGACACGCCGUACGAAGGGGGCGUGUGGAGGGUGCGCGUGCUGCUGCCAGAGCAUUAUCCCUUCAAGUCUCCGAGCAUCGGGUUCAUGAACAAGGUGUAUCAUCCCAACAUAGACGAGAUGUCCGGCACGGUGUGUCUGGAUGUCAUCAACCAGGCCUGGACUGCACUGUAUGAUCUCUCGAACAUCUUCGAAUCGUUCCUGCCGCAGCUGCUGACGUACCCGAACCCCAUAGACCCGCUCAAUGGAGACGCGGCAGCCAUGUAUAUGCACAAACCCGAAGAGUACAAGAGGAAAGUGGCGGAGCACGUGCGCCGCUACGCAACAGAGGAGGCAAUCGCCCCGGCGCCCCAGGGCUCCGGCGACGCCUCGUCCGACAGCGAGUCAUCGAUGUCGGAGUUCUCCGAGGACGAGGCGCGCGACAUGGAGCUAUAACUGGCGCGGGGCCGGACGGGCGCCGCCCCGCCCGCCCCACCGCCGUCGCCGCCGCCGACGCCCCGGCGGCGGGCGGACCACCGCGUCCCGGCCGGCCCCGCACGCAACCGCACGCACCCGCACGCACCGGCAUGAGACGACACACCGGCCGCCGCCGGCCGCGGAAGCGCACGUGGGCGAUCCGCCCGACAUCCGCGCUGGGGAACGGCGCGACUCGCUUUACUGAGAGAGGAGAGCUCUGCGGAGAGCGAGGAGCGGGCCUUUUCAGAAGCGGUGCUGUGAGCCACAGAGCGGCGGGUGACGGCCCGGACGUCUGGGGGCGCCGGGAUGAGCCAGCGCGCCGGGAGUGGACGGUCUCGGACCGGCCGGCAGCCCGGCGGGCGCUGGCCUCACCGGCCAGCGGGCGACGCUGCUCGCUUCCCGCUGCCCGCUCGGCAUCCGACAGCGGGCGCGGCCCCCACGUGCGUGUGCCACCGGCCGGCGCGGUGUGGCCGCCUGGCGCCGCGCGGCCAAGGCGCGACCUCCACCAGAGACGGACGACGGGCCGUGAGGGAGAGGCCGGACCGGGCGGCGUCGGUCGGACUGGUCUCAAGAUGUGAGGGCCGCCUGCUGGGGCGUGGACGCGACCGGCCGCCCGCACGCCGGCCGCUGCCAUGCGUUUUACUGCUGUUUAAGGUGUUGAGCGCUUGACUUCGCGUUGAGAGAAUAGGAGCGGUAUUUUGGGAAGUAGGUAGUGACGAGUGGGUUUUCGGUUUGGAAUGUGAUGGACCCGAGUGAACCAGUACCUAGCGUGCCGUCGGUAUUAGCUGCGAAUUAUUGGCUCGUUUUAUUACUGUCCGAGGACCGUACGCGUCUUUUGUUGCGGUUUAACGCGGCAUGCUUUUGUCGGGGCUUGGGUGGCAUUAGUCGUACCAAAGCUAUUCGCUUGAACGUGCCGUUUCGUACCACUUUACCUCUAGCAUUUUGCGCUACCGUUCUCCUCUACUGCCUGACAGGCCUCAACCGCUCUGGCAUGCUGUUUUAACAAAAUAGGGAAAGUGCUUCCGCUUAGUUCAAAGUAAGCCCACGUAACUGAACCGAUUGGUUUUAAAUAAUUGAUGUAGGUCUGGUUACUAAAGGAAUGCAAUUUCCAUGGCAACCGCACUGGUGGCGGUGCGAUUCGGGAAGAGUGUCUUGUCGUCUUGGGCCGACCCACCAACACACGUAUGAAUAAGUUGAUUGAAAUAUCAUUAGUUGAUACGUGCUAAGAGCAAGCACAUUUAUCUUACCAAAGGCUUCGAUGAAAUGCUCAGAUUGCGACUAUUGACGGUGCUGUCCCUGACACUGCUGGAAGUUGAUAAUCGGUUUAUCAUUUACCGAAGCUUAUCUCGCUUUGGAAAUGUCCCCGAUGCCAUUGCGCGCCAAAUCCGUCGUAAGGCUCCGACAUGCCCCCAAAAUACCAAGCCUGGCAAUGUGUGCCACUGUUCUGCAUUGUCUAGACGUGACGUUCCCGAUAUCGUCCAGCAGUCCACCGGUCGGACCGCGUUUGAGCAUCUGGCGCCUCCUCGUUCUCGCGUUCUACCUCGUCCCGACCGGGUCAGCAGGCGGGCGCCAGCGUCACCGCUUCCCCGGCCUACCGCCGCCCAUCGCUUCGCGGGCCGCGGCCCUCGCCAUCAGUUCGCUGCUCGUCCGCCGACGGCCGCGCGGUGCUGGUCGGAGCGCGUAGCUGGUAGUCAGAAUAACGGUAGAGUAGCGGCCCGAUCGCGCCGUCGCCGGUGACACCGCCCUGCCCGGUAGGCUAGCUUUCGCUGCGAGGCGGCGCAUUGUACGCGUGUUUUCUUGGUAGGGUUAAGGCAGCGCGCGGUCUGCAGCGGGAGCGUCGGCGGGUGAACAGCAGGCAGCAGCGCUGGCGUGGACCCCGUACUGGUAUGUGGGUCGCGCGGUAGCCCGUCCGUCGGCAGCGGAACAUGGUGCUUGUCGUGUCGGCUCGGUCGAUGUCAUCCGAUCUGGGCGCUGUGAGGCCCGGUGCAGACCAGGGCUCGGUGAAGGCCGUUUUGGUCUGCCGCGUGACUCGCUGGUGUCUGCGCUGCUGUGUUUGCGGCGAAAUUGCCGGAUCAAGGUCCGUUGUGUCGGCCGAAAUACGCUCACGUGUGACGAAAUUGGACGUUGGACCGACAGUCGGGUCGCUGGGUUGGGAAUUGCUCUGGUGUCCAGAUGGUCCAUUCCUCCCAAGUGGUUAUUUGGAAAAGCGAACCCCCAGUUCAGAGCACCGGCCGGAUUUAAAAAGGAAAACUACCGCGGGCGCUUCCGUCAACGUCGCCCAACGGACAUUGAAAACAUUUAAAGCCGGAUCAUGACGCAUGUGUUCGUGCAGCACGCCAGCGGCGCCAACUGAUCCGACUCCCCCGGGCGGGAUCCCCACGCUUCCGAGGGCGACAUCGCGGCGGCAUCCAAACACCUCCGCCGGCGCGAGCGGACCCAUCCGCCGCCACCCCGGCGCCCCUCCGCCGGACGACCGAUAUGCCAGGCUUGAUGAGACGCGUGCCCCGCUGGCCAGGAGCGCGCCCUACCUGAUGCAUUGUACACCAAGCGUACUGUUAAGUGUUACGUGUAGCGUCUACUCGGCAGAGCUAGCGCGUGUGUUGUGUACCUAACACCUCGAUAUUUACAAUAAAAAUGAUCAUCAGU